Arxiozyma heterogenica is the source of this 3183-nucleotide messenger RNA. RefSeq names its product ribosome biosynthesis protein KRE33 (gene KRE33). The record is from RefSeq and is a predicted model, not a curated record. The transcript has a single exon. The coding region runs from base 1 to 3183 and encodes 1060 amino acids. Gene Ontology annotation, cellular component: 90S preribosome; nucleolus. Gene Ontology annotation, biological process: rRNA acetylation involved in maturation of SSU-rRNA. Gene Ontology annotation, molecular function: 18S rRNA cytidine N-acetyltransferase activity; ATP binding; tRNA binding. NCBI's taxonomy places the organism in Eukaryota, Fungi, Ascomycota, Saccharomycetes, Saccharomycetales, Saccharomycetaceae.
AUGGCUAAGAAGGCAAUUGAUUCUCGUAUUCCUUCUUUGAUUAGAAAUGGUGUUCAAACCAAACAAAGAUCACUGUUUAUCAUAGUUGGUGAUAAAGCACGUAAUCAACUACCAAACUUACAUUAUUUAAUGAUGAGUGCGGACUUAAAAAUGAAUAAGUCUGUUCUUUGGGCAUAUAAGAAAAAACUUUUAGGUUUCACAUCCCACAGAAAAAAAAGAGAAAAGAAAAUCAAGAAUGAAAUCAGAAGAGGUACCAGAGAAGCAAAUGAACGUGAUCCAUUUGAAAGUUUUAUUUCAAACCAAAAUAUUAGAUACGUUUAUUAUAAAGAAACUGAGAAGAUUCUUGGCAAUACAUAUGGUAUGUGUAUUUUACAAGAUUUUGAAGCUUUGACUCCAAACUUAUUGGCAAGAACAAUUGAAACAGUUGAAGGUGGUGGUAUUAUUGUUAUCCUUUUAAAAACAAUGUCAUCCUUAAAACAACUAUAUACCAUGUCAAUGGAUAUUCAUUCUCGUUAUCGUACAGAAGCUCAUGAUGAUGUUGUUGCUAGAUUUAAUGAAAGAUUUAUUUUAUCUUUGGGUGGGAACAGUAAUUGUUUGGUUGUUGACGAUGAAUUAAACGUAUUACCUAUUUCUGGUGCAAGAAAUGUCAAAGCUUUACCUCCAAAUGAUUCUGAUAAAUUAACUCCAAAGCAACAAGAAUUAAAAGAUUUGAAAGAAUCUUUAGAGGAUGUUCAACCAGCAGGUUCACUAGUUGCAUUAUCGAAAACUGUAAAUCAAGCUCAUGCGAUUUUAACAUUUAUUGAUGCUAUCUCUGAAAAAACAUUAAAUUCCACUGUAGCCCUCACUGCAGGUAGAGGUAGGGGUAAAUCUGCAGCUUUAGGUAUUUCUAUAGCGGCUGCUGUGGCCCAUGGAUAUUCUAAUAUUUUUGUCACAUCACCAUCACCAGAAAACUUAAAAACCUUAUUUCAAUUUAUUUUUAAAGGUUUUGAUGCUCUUGGAUACCAAGAACAUAUCGAUUAUGAUAUCAUACAAUCUACUAAUCCUGAUUUCAAUGGUGCUAUUGUCAGAGUAGAUAUUAAACGUGGUCAUAGACAAACAAUUCAAUAUAUCAUUCCGCAAGAUAAUCAUGUUCUUGGUCAAGCUGAAUUAGUUGUUAUUGAUGAAGCAGCUGCUAUUCCAUUACCUAUUGUUAAGGGCUUGUUAGGUCCAUAUUUAGUCUUUAUGGCUUCUACUAUUAAUGGUUAUGAAGGUACAGGCAGAUCCUUGUCCCUGAAACUAAUUAAGCAGUUACGUAACCAAUCCAAGGGUACUGGUCGUGAAGAUUCCCAAACGAUUAUUACCUCAAGAGACAAAAAACCAAACACAAUUUCUUACUCUACUAUAGGAACUCGUCAAUUACGUGAAAUAUCCCUAGAAGAACCAAUCAGAUAUGCAGAUGGAGAUCCUAUCGAAAAAUGGUUAAAUAAACUAUUAUGUCUAGAUGUAACUUUAAUAAAAAACCCAAGAUUUGCAGCCAAGGGUACUCCACAUCCCUUUCAAUGUAACUUAUUUAUUGUUAAUAGAGAUACUUUAUUCUCUUACCAUCCGGUAUCCGAAAAUUUCCUAGAAAAGAUGAUGGCUCUUUAUGUCGCGUCCCACUAUAAGAAUUCCCCUAACGAUCUUCAAUUAAUGAGUGAUGCACCUGCUCACAAAUUGUUUGUACUACUACCACCAAUUGAUCCAAAAGAUGGUGGUAAAAUUCCUGACCCAUUAUGUGUGAUACAGGUUGCUCUUGAAGGUCAAAUUUCUAAGGAGAGUGUAAGAAAUUCUUUGUCCAGAGGUCAAAGAGCUGGUGGUGACCUGAUUCCAUGGUUGGUCUCCCAGCAAUUCCAAGAUGAAGAAUUUGCAGGUUUGAGUGGUGCUCGUAUUGUAAGAAUUGCCACCAAUCCUGAAUAUGCAUCCAUGGGGUACGGCUCUCGUGCUAUUGAGUUAUUAAGAGAUUAUUUUGAAGGUAAAUUUACCGAUAUGUCGGAAGAUAUCGAACCAAAGGAUUAUUCCAUCAAGAGAAUCGAUGAUCAUGAAUUAGAAAAGGACAGUUUGUUAAAAGAUAAUAUUAAAUUAAGAGAUGCCAAGACUUUACCACCAUUAUUAUUAAAAUUAUCCGAACAACCACCAGAAUUCUUACAUUAUCUAGGUGUCUCUUAUGGUUUGACCCAACAACUACAUAAAUUUUGGAAGAAUAAUAAAUUUGUCCCUGUUUAUUUGCGUCAAACUGCCAAUGACUUGACUGGUGAACAUACAUGUGUAAUGUUAAAUGUGUUAGAAGGUAGACAACCUGACUGGUUAAUUGCAUUUGCAAGAGAUUUUCAUAAAAGAUUCUUAUCAUUAUUAUCAUAUGAUUUCAAAACAUUCACAACUGUACAAGCUUUAAGCGUUAUUGAAAGUGCCAAGAAGGCUGAUGAAUUAUCAAAUGAUAAUGGUAAUAGUAUCGCCAAAUUGACAAAGACCCAAUUAGAUGACCUAUUUUCACCAUUUGAUUUAAAGAGAUUAGACAGUUACGCCAACAAUCUUCUAGAUUAUCAUGUUAUUGUUGAUAUGAUUCCAAUGUUAGCUUUACUUUACUUUGGUGGGAAAAUGAGUAGUACAGUCCAUUUAUCCAGUGUUCAAAGUGCUAUACUAUUAGCUAUAGGUUUACAGCGCAAGAGCAUAGAUGAUAUUACUAAAGAAUUGAAUUUACCUUCAAAUCAAACAAUCGCUAUGUUUGCUAAAAUAAUUAGAAAAAUGUCUGUUUAUUUCAGAGAAGUUAUCAGUGAAGCUAUUGAAGAAACGCUACCAACAGAGAUGUUAGUAGAUGAAACAAUCGCAGAAAUGAAUGGUGAAGAGAUUAGGAGUUAUAAUGCUGCUGAUGCAUUAGAUAAGAUGGAGGAAGACUUAGAAGAAGCUGGUAAUGAAGCUAUGAAAGCCAUGCGGGAAAGACAAAGAGAAAUGAUUAAUUCCUUAAACUUAGACAAAUAUCAAAUUGAUGAUAACAGCGAGGAAUGGAACGAAUCUAAAAAAAGUCUAGAAAAGGCAGCAAAAAGAAAUAGUGGUGUAGUAAGUGUAAAAACCGGUAAGAAAAGAAGCACAGAGAAGGCAGAAGACAUUUACAAUAGCGAAAUGAAGCUGCUAAAAAAGUCAAAGAAAUCUAAAAAAUCUUCUCGCUGA